Molecule: messenger RNA, 1461 nt
Organism: Mollisia scopiformis
Lineage: Eukaryota; Fungi; Ascomycota; Leotiomycetes; Helotiales; Mollisiaceae
Product: cytochrome P450
Exons: 1
Molecular function (GO): oxidoreductase activity, acting on paired donors, with incorporation or reduction of molecular oxygen; monooxygenase activity; iron ion binding
Source: RefSeq, a predicted model, not a curated record
GCCCUGGCUAUCCUAGUUCAGCCGAUCGUUGUUUAUCUCCUGGAUAAGAAGAACCUACGCAAAUUUUCCGCCCCCUCGUGUGCUGGAUUCUCAUCGUUAUGGAGAAUGUUCCACAACUUGAAAUUCCAGCAUUAUCUUGCUGUGCAUAAAGCCCACGCGCAACUUGGCUCCCAUGUUCGCAUCGCCCCGAAUCACAUUUCUAUCUCCGACCCACAAGCAGUUACCGAUAUCUACGGUCAUGGCGCGAACUUCUUGAAGGACGCAUGGUACGACGGAGGUGCUGGCGAGCAUCGCCACAUGGCAGAUGCACGCCUCAAGGCUGAACACCAGAGGAAACGAAAGAUGCUUGCACAUCUCUUUGCUCAGAAGACAAUUGCAGGUCUUGAGCCAAUCGUCACGGCGACCACGGGAAUUUUGGUUGCACAGGUUGAUAAGCACGCCAUCUCCGGGCAACCAAUCAACAUGCGCCGUUAUCUCAACUAUUAUACCAUCGACCUCUUCGCUGAACUUCUUUACGGCCGCACACUAGGUUGCUUGGAGCGUGGUAAUGAUUUGGUGGACGCGGAAACCCCGGAGGGCAAAGGAUACCAAGCCCCAUUCAUCAAGAGCCUUCAUGAUGCCACCAUCAUCAACACCAUACUAGGAAUGGAGGCUGGUCUUCUCCCUCUCACUAAGAGGAUUUUCUCCCGCCACCCGUACAAAAAGGCGGGCGCAGAUUACGAUAACAUCAUCUUGCACAAUACGAACAGGAGGGUGCAGGAUCCCGCCGCGGAGAACGACAUAUUCUCAAAACUGCUGACCAACACCAAAGGAGAGGAUCUCAACCUGUCAGCGGGUGAAAUCCUAGCGGAGUGCUCAGUCAUGAUGAAUGCUGGCACCGAUACCACGACUGCUGCCCUAACCAAUACGAUCUACCUUCUCUACAAACACCCUCAGGUCCUGGCAAAGCUGCGAAUAGAGCUAGAUGCUGCCGCUGGAACUUCCGAUGUUCCAAGCUACGACUCGCUAGCGUCCUUACCCUACCUCCGAGCCUGCAUUGAAGAGUCCCUCCGGGCCCUCCGGGUCCGCCCUGCAAGUUCUUUUGGCUUGCCACGAGUUGUGCCAAAAGGUGGUCGCUAUAUCGCGGGCCAGUUUGUUGCAGAGGAUGUCACUGUCUCAGUACCAACUUACACUCUACUCCGGGACCCGGUCGCAUUUGACAAACCAAACGAUUUCAUCCCAGAAAGAUGGAUCGAUGGCGACAAGGAGAGAAUGAACAAGGCACAUUUUCCAUUCAGCACUGGUCCUCGCGCAUGCAUUGGGCGAAACAUUGCGUACUUUGAGCAGUUAAUUGUCAUUGGUACCCUGGUGCGAUUGUUUGACUUUGAGUUCCUGACCGAGGACCUUGAGUUAGAGACGAUUGAGAGAUUCAAUUCAAAUCCUGGAGAGCUGGAGUUGAUUGCUCGCAGGCGUUGGAUUUGA